AGGCGCUUCGGCCGUUGCAGGUUGCGGUGCAGACAUGGCCAAGUCCAAGAACCACACCACACACAACCAGUCUCGAAAAUGGCACAGAAAUGGCAUCAAGAAACCCCGAUCACAAAGAUAUGAAUCUCUUAAGGGGGUAGAUCCCAAGUUCCUGAGGAACAUGCACUUUGCCAAGAAGCACAACAAGAAGGGCCUGAAGAAGAUGCAGGCCAACAAUGCCAAGGCCGUGAGUGCACGUGCUGAGGCUAUAAAGGCCCUUAUAAAGCCCAAGGAGGUUAAGACCAAGAUUCCAAAGGGUGCCAGCCGUAAACUCAGUUGACUUGCCUACAUUGCCCACCCCAAGCUUGGGAAGCGUGCUUGUGCACGCAUUGCCAAGGGUCUCAGGCUCUGCCGGCCAAAGGCCAAGGCCAAGGAUCAGACAAAGGCCCAAUCUGCUGCUUCACCUGCAGCUCCAGCUUCAGUUCCAGCUCAGGCUCCCAAAGGUGCCCAGGCCCCCACAAGGCUCCAGAGUAGAGGCAUCUGUCUGCCACGAGGACAAAAGGACUGGU
This is a messenger RNA of Nycticebus coucang (slow loris), 548 nucleotides long. RefSeq names its product 60S ribosomal protein L29-like. Gene Ontology annotation, cellular component: ribosome; cytosolic large ribosomal subunit. Gene Ontology annotation, molecular function: structural constituent of ribosome. Gene Ontology annotation, biological process: cytoplasmic translation. The record is from RefSeq and is a predicted model, not a curated record. The transcript has a single exon. The coding region runs from base 35 to 319 and encodes 94 amino acids. Lineage: Eukaryota; Metazoa; Chordata; Mammalia; Primates; Lorisidae.